Pseudovirgaria hyperparasitica is the source of this 680-nucleotide messenger RNA. RefSeq lists its product as uncharacterized. Gene Ontology annotation, cellular component: preribosome, large subunit precursor; nucleolus. Bases 114 to 680 code for a protein of 188 amino acids. Gene Ontology annotation, biological process: ribosomal large subunit export from nucleus. The transcript has 2 exons. Lineage: Eukaryota; Fungi; Ascomycota; Dothideomycetes; Acrospermales; Acrospermaceae. The record is from RefSeq and is a predicted model, not a curated record.
UUACCGAUCCCCGCUAAAAAUAUUCUGGCAACUUAUCCCCAAAACUUCCAGAUUCCGCAUUGUAGUUCAGAAGCGUUGCGAUAUAUACGUCCACGCAGGUCGUCUUCGCCGCCAUGGGGAAAACGCCAAAGCCAAAGAGCAAGAAGGUUUCGCUACACUCUCGUGCUGCGCGCCGUGAGACUUCUCCCACCCUUGCCGGAAACAUUGACAAGUCCCUGUUGAACGUACCGCGUGCAUCUUCUCCGCGAGAUAGAGCUCCACGGCACUCCGUCCUGGCCGCAAAUACGUCCGCCGGCGUAUCGAAACGUCCGAAGCGGGGACAGCAUACUCGGCAUCAGAAGCUGCGAAGGGAGAAGAUAAGCCAAAAAGCCGACGAAUUUGCCGGGAAACUAGAGACCAAGACCACACUCAGCGUGAAGAGAGCGAAGAAAAUCAAGGAAAGAGCUAAGGCAUGGGAGGACGUCAACGAUAUUGCUACGAUCGCACCUGUAAACAAGUUUGACGCUCUGAGAGAUGAAGGCAAUAAUGGCGAGGACUGGGAAGACAUGGACGACGAUGAGACGAUGCGAGAGGCCAGUAAUGUAAAGACAGCAGACUCCACUGCUAAGAGACAGCCGUUGCCAUCUUCAAUCACGCCUUCCGUGUCCAUAGCUCCUACAGAAGAAGACGAGAUACUCUGA